CCCAAGGCUUUUAUCGGAGCUAAUUGAAUUCGCCUCUUUCUCAUUCGUCGGAAUUUCGUCGCAUCGCAUCGCUGAACAUCGUCAACUUAUCCCAGUUCGGUAUUUUUUUUUCUUGUUAGACGCAAGCAACCUCCGAUUCCCAUGCUUGUUGGUAACUCUUCGGAAUAGACUAAAGUUGCAAUAAGAGCCUCAUUUUCAUAAAUUCGAUUAUUUAACUGAGUCUUUAUCCCGUCGACGAUUUCUAUCAUCUAUCAACUACUACUAUUUCUGAUGUUUUAGAGCUGAAAUCCCUUUCUCUCUCCGUCCCGCUUUACCACCGAAAUCCCCGAAUCCGAGUCGCACCUCUUAAAACCUCAUCUUGACACAAUGGCGACUCCUAGAACCCUCGCUAGGGGUAUACAGAAGCUUCAAUUCUCCUCUUCCCAGUCUCUGUCCCGACCUGCCUUCUCCACAUAUAGCAAGAUGAGAUCUCGGAUGCCUUCAAUAUGCCAUACCCGAGCGACCACUUCCAUUCUCCGACAAUUUAGCACAUCCCCUUUACGCCAGCACGGGCACAUACAUCCGCCGAAGCCAGGCGAGGAGCUCUACGUGACCUUUGUCGACAAGGAAGGGAAGGAGCACAGGCUCGCGGUCUCCGCGGGAGAUAACCUGCUGGACAUUGCGCAAGCGCACGACCUGGAGAUGGAGGGCGCAUGCGGUGGCUCGUGUGCGUGUUCGACGUGCCACGUCAUAGUCCUGGAUGACGAAUACUACGAGAAGAUGCCCGAGCCCGAAGACGACGAGAACGACAUGCUAGAUCUGGCAUUCGGUUUGACCGAGACGAGCCGGCUGGGUUGCCAGGUGGUUAUGACCAAGGAGCUGGAUGGACUGAGAGUAAAGCUACCCUCCAUGACGAGGAAUCUGCAAGCGAGCGAUUUCAGCUCGAGGUGAUAAAAAUUAUACGAUCCGCUCAAAAUCAAAAAAAAGGCGACGGAUAUACCAGAAAGCAAGCACUAGAGUGUACCAAUACGAUGACAGCUGAGGCAUAGCAUACCGGCGUGCUGGUGGCAUAGCAGCAAUUGGCGACCUGGAUAAGACAGGCAGUCAGCCAUUCGAUAUGAUACGGAUGUACUAUACUCGCGGCAAGAUAGCUAUCUACCUCCUAAUAUAGCUUGGCUCGGAGAUAGGGACGAAGCCCAACUCUUAUUAAG
Messenger RNA from Daldinia caldariorum, 1190 nucleotides. RefSeq names its product ferredoxin. The record is from RefSeq and is a predicted model, not a curated record. The coding region runs from base 367 to 930 and encodes 187 amino acids. Gene Ontology annotation, molecular function: 2 iron, 2 sulfur cluster binding. The transcript has 2 exons. Lineage: Eukaryota; Fungi; Ascomycota; Sordariomycetes; Xylariales; Hypoxylaceae. Gene Ontology annotation, biological process: positive regulation of oxidoreductase activity; P450-containing electron transport chain. Gene Ontology annotation, cellular component: mitochondrion.